Messenger RNA from Myripristis murdjan (pinecone soldierfish), 1360 nucleotides. RefSeq names its product syntaxin 12 (gene stx12). The coding region runs from base 172 to 978 and encodes 268 amino acids. Gene Ontology annotation, molecular function: SNARE binding; SNAP receptor activity. Gene Ontology annotation, cellular component: synaptic vesicle membrane; postsynaptic recycling endosome; endomembrane system. Gene Ontology annotation, biological process: vesicle-mediated transport; vesicle fusion; intracellular protein transport. Lineage: Eukaryota; Metazoa; Chordata; Actinopteri; Holocentriformes; Holocentridae. The record is from RefSeq and is a predicted model, not a curated record. The transcript has 10 exons.
GUGACUGAUGACUUCACCCAGUGACGUAUGCGGACAUAGCAAAGGUUAGCUUUCUAUGUUUUGACGACUGGACGAACAACAUAGGGGAACUACUCGGAUAUUCGUAUUUUACUCAGCCGAAUAAGCAAAAUUUGUCUCUCCACCCUAAGGCACAAGACGAUCCUGGCAGAGAUGUCUUAUGGCAAAGCAGACAGCUAUCGCUCCAUGCCACGGGAUUUUAGCACCCUGAUACAGACAUGCAGCUCCAACAUCCAGAAAAUCACACAAAACACUGCCCAGAUCAAGAACAUGGUGAAUCAGCUGGGUACCAGACAGGACACCAGUGAACUUCAGGAUCGACUGCAGCAAAUACAACAUUACACCAACCAACUUGCAAAAGAUACCAACAAACACCUGAAAGAAUUGGGCUCAAUUCCUUUGCCUUCAUCACCCUCAGAGCAAAGGCAGCAGAAGAUCCAGAGGGAGCGGCUGAUGAAUGACUUCUCAGCAGCUCUCAACAACUUCCAGGCAGUCCAGCGUCGUGCAGCAGAGAAAGAAAAGGAGUCAGUAGCCAGAGCGAGAGCUGGAUCCCGCCUGUCGACUGAAGAUGCUGCCCGUGAUGAACAGCUUGUUUCUUUCGAUAACCAAGAUGACUGGGGUCAGAUGACCGCCCAGACAGAGGAGGCUGCUAUCACAGAGGAAGACCUGGAGCUCAUCAAGGAGAGAGAAACAAACAUUAGGCAGCUGGAGUCGGACAUCAUGGAUGUAAACCAGAUCUUCAAGGAUUUAGCAGUGAUGAUCCACGAUCAGGGAGAGAUGAUUGAUAGCAUUGAGGCAAAUGUGGAGAGCGCUGAGGUUCAUGUAGAACGAGGAACAGAGCAGCUUCAGAGAGCAGCCUACUAUCAGCAAAAGUCCCGGAAGAAGAUGUGCAUCCUAGCAAUAGUUGUGUCCAUUGUGCUUGUUGUACUUGGCAUCAUCAUUUGGCAAGCGGCUAAAUGAGUGCACUCCAUUUGUGUCACAACUAUAUUUAUUUUACUGUUCCCAACCUCCCACCUUCAAGCACUUGCUUGAGGUGAAGAAGAAAGCAAGAAGAUUUUUUUAACAACUGCUGACAGGUUUGAGUGAUGUCUGAGCAAAAAAGAACAUUUGUAAUGGAAAAAUGACAAACGCCCAUCUAAACUCAAACUUGUUAUAUGCCAUUGAAAAAUACAUAUUUACUCUCAGAUAAAGGAAAGGAUAUCAUACUAAUGUGGGCUAGAAGAGUGAUUAAGAUUCCUUCAUUUGCUACAUUUCAUUUAUUUUCUAUUUACUGCACUAACACUAGCAUUCACUGUAUUUCUAAACGCAGAUCAUUAUUAUUAUAUGAAUAUUCUAAAUAAUU